GUUGCAUCUACAAUCUACUCAAUGAUAUUCUUGUUGUGUCUACCAUUUAGACUUUGGAAGAUUCGAAGGUCCCGCAUCAAGAGCGCUUCGACUUGGCGGGCUCCAGCGAAGUCUGUCAGUACCAAUUUGCACUGUUCCAACACAGCGAGCACUACUGAUGCCUCCACUCGAUGCGAAUAGACCCUUAGCAUAUUGCUUUCAGUUAUUCUAGUGGUUUGCCUGAUAAAAUCCGCACAGCAUGACAUCUUCUUUGCAGCAUCAACAGCAGCUUCUAUUGUUGCAACUCUAGGAUUGAGUUUGCUGGGUAUUUUGGAUCGUUACCCAUCAUCACAACCCAAAGAUCUAGCUACAUUCUAUCUCGUCGCCUCGAUAUUAUGCGAUGUCAUUCUCUUGACGAUCCCAUCUGGAAUUUCCGCCAACGCAAACAUGUCACUUCCAGUAUUAAUCCGAUGCCUCUUAUAUCUGAUGCUUUUCACACUAGAGUGCUGUGGCAAACCUCCAUUGACCACUUCUAGCGAACCUCGAAUCCCAGAAGAAUCCAGUGGAGCAUUGAGCAUGAUCUUCUUCACCUGGAUUAAUCCCAUUCUACUCAGGGGAUAUAGGAACAUAUUAAAUCAUCAAGAUCUACCGCCUAUGAGCCAGAAUAUGAAAGCAUACCUCACCAGAAAGAAUAUGCUUCGGAUGUGGGAUCAACGAGCAAAGCCUGAAAGCAAGAAAUCUUUACCUUUGGCCUUGUUUAGAUGCAUCAAAAAGCCAUUCCUUGCUGCAAUCAUGCCUCGAUUAUUCCUGAUCAUCUUUCGAUAUUCUCAACCUAGUUUGAUCAAGCAAGCCAUCAGAUUCGUUGACAUGCCUCCGACCACUCCCGACAGCCAUUAUGGCUACUGGCUAGUAGUUUCAGCUGUAGUCAUCUACAUUGGCCUCGCAAUCUCAACAUCGAUGUACCAACAUCGACUGAACAUGAUAAAGCUUAUGAUCAGAAGCGCUCUCGUGGGCCUCAUACACGAUAAAACAAUGAACUCACCUAGCAUCGCUUACGACAACGGCGAAUCCACAACUCUAAUGAGCACAGAUGCAGACAGCCUCGUCGGAAUCGGUGAAAUGUUUCACGAGACAUGGGCUCAACUAGUUGAAGUAGUGAUUGGUAUAUCCCUUCUCGCUACUCAAGUAGGCUGGAUCUGGCCUCUCCCUCUCUUUCUGAUAUUCCUAUGUUCUCGCGUCAGCCGCUACGUCGCCACUCAUCUCCAACCCUGUCAAAAAGCUUGGAACAGCGCCACGCAGAGACGUGUAGCAGCAACAAGCUCCAUGCUUAGCUCCAUGAAAACCAUCAAGAUGCUCGGAUUCAAGGAAUCUCUCACCAACCGAAUAAUGCAGCUUCGGAACGAAGAACUUGUCGCUGCAUCGAAAUUGAGAUGGAUGAUGGUGUACUACAACGCAUCCGCCAAUGCUCUCGGAAUCUUCUCCCCAGCCAUCACAUUGGCUAUCUUUGCAGUCAUCGCAGCAUUCCAUGGACAGAAUCUCGACGCAGAAACUGCGUUCCCGACAAUAGCUAUCUUGAGCAUGGUAACGCAUCCCGCGAAUAUGGUCAUGACGAUUGUUCCGCGUGCGAUCGGGACACUUGCUUCUUUUGACAGGAUCCAGACUUUCUUGCUGCGGCAAUCUUUACUUGAUCACCGUGUAGCGCUGGCAAAGGGUGGUCCAGCGAUUCAGAUCGAGGAUCUGAGGAUUGGAGAAAUUCUACCAGUUUUGGAGAAUGUAAAUCUGGAAGUGACACCCGGGUCAUUGACAAUAAUUUCUGGUCCGGUAGGAAGUGGAAAAUCGACUUUACUACGGGCCAUUCUUGGCGAGGUGACGCCUUCUCAUGGAAGUAUCAAGGUGACGACGAAACGGAUUGGGUAUUGUGCUCAGAUUCCCUGGCUUCCUAGUGGUAGCAUCAGAGAUGUGAUACUCGGCACUGCCAAGGAGAUUGACGAGAGAUGGUAUCAAGAAGUCUUCGAGAAGUGCUGUCUUAUCCACGAUUUGAAGUCCUUGCCUGAUGAUGAUGAGACGCAGAUUGGGAGUCGGGGAAUGAAUUUAUCUGGGGGUCAGAGACAGCGUUUUGCCUUGGCUCGUGCAUUGUUUGCGAGGUGCGAGAUUGCUCUGCUUGAUGAUACCCUAAGUGGGCUAGAUGGCGAGACUGAAAAGAGCGUUUUUGAGAAUCUGUUUGGGUCUCAGGGAGUAUUUCGCCGUUUGAAAACUACGGUCGUUCUGGUGUCCAAUUCAACUCAAUAUUUCUCAGCAGCGGAUCGAAUCGUAGUCCUCGGCGACCAUGGCAUCAAAGAACAAGGCACCUGGCGAGAAAUUAAAUCUAAAUCAGCUUCGAUAUCCAAAUUCAUUCCUCACCACCCCACUAGCGAUGAAACGGUCCUAUCAUCAAGCUUCGACAAGCUCCGCGCUCAACUCCAAGCCAGUGGCGAAGCGGAACUUGAUCUUUCCAGACAAACCGGAGAUUUGGCCCUCUAUGGCUACUACCUCCACUUCGCUGGAAAAAUAAACAUCCUACUCAUCAUCGCCCUCACGUCUUCUUAUUCAUUCUUUAGCACUAUCCCGCAAUACUGGCUGCAGCUUUGGACGGAGGACAAGGGUGGUCAUACAGUGUUUUAUACGUGCGGACUUUUACUGCUGGCGUUGGCUGCUUGGUCAAUCACUAGUGUUAUGAUGUGGGCGACGAUCAUUCGACUUGCACCUCACUCGGGGAGGGUGUUGCAUGAGCGGUUGUUGUUUAUUGUGACUUGCGCACCCCUAUCCUUCUUCUCCAAAACCUCCAACGGCUCAAUCUUAAACCGAUUCACCCAAGACAUCCUCCUAAUCGACAAACAACUCCCCUCCGCAUUAUCCUCUCUCGCCGCCCAAUCCUUCAAACUCACCGCCCAAAUCAUCCUCCUCUUCAUCUCCCAACGCCUGCUAACCCUCUCCCUACCCCUCCUCCUCUUAGUCUUACUCAUAGUCCAAAAAAUCUACCUCCGCACCUCGCGCCAACUCCGCUUCCUCGAACUCGAAGCCCGCGCUUCUGUCUUCUCUUCUUUCCUCGAAACUAUCUCAGGCAUAGAAACGAUCCGCACUUUCGACUGGCGGAAAGAAAUCAUCGAACAGAACGUGGAGUAUGUGGAAGAGAGUCAGAGGCCAGAGUAUCUACUCUUAGCGCUGCAAAGAUGGUUAGGCGUUGUGCUGGAUUUGGUGGCUGCGGCGCUCGCUACCGCUGUGGUGGGUAUUGCGGUUAGGGGAGGGGUGGAGGCGGGGAGUGUGGGGGUGGGUUUGGGGGUUUUGUUGGUUACUAAUAGUACUUUGUUGAAAUUAGUGGAGAACUGGACGGAAAUGGAGAUUUCCCUUGGGGCGGUGGCUAGGUUGAAGACGUUAGAGAAAGAGACUGGUCUUGAGGGUGAAGGAGUUGAGGAGAUCGAAAUCUCUGAGGAUUGGCCGUCGAAUGGGUGUGUAGAGAUUAAGGAUAUUACUGUGGCUUAUGGAGACAACGUCGUCCUCAAAAACUUCAACCUAACCAUCACACCCGGUCAAAAGACUAUCCUCUACGGCCGCACAGGCAGUGGAAAAAGCACCCUCAUCCUGAGCCUCCUCCGCCUCGUCCCCUUACAAAGCGGCACAAUAACAAUAGACAACCUCCCCACCUCGCACAUCCCCCUCCCCCUUCUCCGCUCCCGCGCCUUCAUAACCAUAUCCCAAGACCCGCUCCUCUCCCCCCACUCCACCGUCCGCUACAACCUCGACCCCUCCAACUCCUCUCCCUCUUCAAUCCUCAUUUCCGCCUUACAAAUCACCGGAUUAUGGCAACACCAACAACUUGACACUGGUACAAUCCUCGAUACUCCCCUCUCCGAAAUGCCAGAGCUGUCAGUGGGCCAGAUGCAAAUGUUCGCCCUGUGUAGAGCGGUGGUUAAGGUGAGGGUCCUGACGGAGAGGGCCGUGCGGCCUGUGGUGCUUUUGGAUGAGGUGACGGCUAGUUUGGAUGCGGAGAGAGAGGAGAGGGUGGAUGCGGUUGUGGAGGAGGAGUUUUUGGGGAGGGGGUGUGCGGUUUUGGUUGUGGGGCAUAGGAGGGUUAGGGUGGUGGAGGGGAGGGAUAGGGUUGUUUGGAUGGGUGGGGGGAGGGUGUUUGGGGAUGUUGGGGAGGUGGGUAGGUUGGAGGAGGAGGGUUAA
Molecule: messenger RNA, 4185 nt
Organism: Mollisia scopiformis
Lineage: Eukaryota; Fungi; Ascomycota; Leotiomycetes; Helotiales; Mollisiaceae
Product: putative ABC transporter
Exons: 17
Coding region: 427-4185 (1252 amino acids)
Biological process (GO): transmembrane transport
Cellular component (GO): membrane
Molecular function (GO): ATP hydrolysis activity; ATP binding; ABC-type transporter activity
Source: RefSeq, a predicted model, not a curated record